Messenger RNA from Polistes canadensis, 2378 nucleotides. Its product is annotated as ras-related and estrogen-regulated growth inhibitor-like. The record is from RefSeq and is a predicted model, not a curated record. The coding region runs from base 1377 to 2012 and encodes 211 amino acids. NCBI's taxonomy places the organism in Eukaryota, Metazoa, Arthropoda, Insecta, Hymenoptera, Vespidae. Gene Ontology annotation, molecular function: GTP binding; GTPase activity. The transcript is spliced from 6 exons.
AUCUGUGUACGUGUGUGUGAGUGUGUUUUGAGAUAAGGUACACAUUUGAAUGAAUUUAAUCGUUCGUUCGCGUCAGUGUGUGUAUUCAUUUUUAAAUAAGAAUAUUUUGGAGUGAUCAUUUUGUUGUUGUUGUUGCACUCGUGAUCUCAAUUUAUCAGGCUCGUUGGUGGUGUGUUGUGCUGUUGCUGUUGCUGCUGCUACCGCGACACUUUCCAAACGAUGACGAGAUGAAGCAAGCAGUUGUUGUAGCUCGCGAAUUGAUGAUACCGAUGAUGAUCGUCGGAUAGGAGCUAAAACUUUCGUCCGAGAAGAAAUCUUCGAUCGAUCGACGAAAAUAUUAUUCGAAAAAGAGAAGAGAACGAAAACAACGGAAACGACGGUCCCCGUUCGAAUUUCCCGCGAAUUUGUUGUUUUAAAAAACGUUGCACAAAGUUCGCGCGGUUUAUUCGAUAAUCGAUUUAUCGAAUUUUAUACUAAACCGUAUAAAGUUCUUUAACGUUAGUCCGAUAUCGUUUAGUGUUUUUUUUUAAACGAUUGACUGUUGUUUUGCAAAUCGUGAAGUGAGAACUAUUAUUGAAUGGAAAAAAAAGAUUAAGAAAAAGUUGUUGUUGUUGUUGGUUGUUGAAGGAUUACAUCGAGUGUAUUCGCAAAACAUCGUUGACGAUAUAUCGGUGGCGUCAAGCAAGAACGAAAGCAAUUGCUGUUCAAGAAGAAGAAGAAGAAAAAGUGAAGUGAAUUAAGGAAGGAAGGAAGGAAGGAAGAAAGGAAGGAAGGAAGGAAGGAAGGAAGGUGGGGAGAGAGGAGGACGAGGACGAGGACGGACCUUUCGCGCGCGAGCAAGUGGGUCAGUGUCCUGGCCGAUCGCGAGGAAAGAAGACCAGGAGAAGAAUUAUUUUUCCUAAUUUUUCUUCCCCCCCCUUUACUCUCUCUCUCUCACUCACUAACACACUCUUAUAAAACAUGAAAUUAUUCGAUCAUUUUUUAUUAUACGUCAGAGUAACAGAGUUCCAGUGAAAAGUGAAAAGAACGAGUUAAAAUUGUAUUAUUAUUAAUAUUAUUAUUUUGUUCAAUCUAUAUAUAUAUAUAUAUAUAUUUUGUUACACUAUUCGUUUGAACAUUAUUUUGUUAUAUUACUUUUUAACGCGUAUUCGCAAGUUCAACGAAUUUUUCAUUCCCCCGUGUCGGGUUGGUUUACUUGUUUCUAGUUUUUUUUUUUUUUCUUUUUCUCUUGUUGGAUUAUCAUCUUCGUUUACGUUUAGUUUAGUUCAGUUCAGUUAAGUUGAGUGAGGAAAAGAAUUCGUGUUUAUUCCACGCUGGAUGAUGUGCCGUAAAAGAGAAUCAAGCAACGACACGUAACGACACACCAAGUUUGUCCCAUGACAAACGUCAAUAGGAUCAGGGUGGUCGUCCUCGGCGGCCCCAGAGUCGGCAAGUCCGCCGUGGUCGUCCGAUAUUUAACGAGGCGAUACAUCGGCGAGUACAGUUCGACAAGCGAUUUCCUUUACCGGCACAGUGUUACCAUCGAUAACGUUACUACCGAGGUUGAGAUAUUGGACACUUCCAGGUGCGAGGAAAAUGGGUGCCUAUAUUCGCAUAUAAGAUGGGGCGAGGCCUUCGUCGUAGUUUACAGCGUUACGUGUAAACGAAGUUUUCAAGAAGCAAGAGGACUUUUAAAACAACUCGCGGAUUUACGUUUGCCAUCCUACUUCACUGCCCUCUUGCUAGGCAAUAAGAGAGAUCUUGAUCAUGCACGAGAAGUAUGCGUGGACGAGGGACAACAAUUGUCAUUGGCACACGGAUGUCAAUUUUACGAGGUCAGUGCUGCCGAAAGUCCAGCGGGUGCUGCGUUAGCAUUUCAAGCACUUUUGAGAGAAGCAAGAUCGGUCCAAUUGUUACGUGCGUUACCGAUACGAAGAAAACUGGGUGUACACUCGGUUUCCAGGGUCCUUGGGACAAUAUUUGGGAAAAACACAACCAAGGAUCGUAAGAAGAGGCCAUCGUUGAGUAUAUGACGCCUUCUAUGCGCCCUCCUCCUCGGAGGUCGCGACGAACCCGGUAGAAGAACCGACGUCGUUGUCCUCAGUAGCAACGUUUAUGCGAAUCGUUGAUCGUUCUUCUUUCAUUUCCUAUAUAUGUAUAUAUGUUUGUAUGUGUAUUACUAUGAAGUAUUUAAAUUGGACAAUGUUAAGAUUCACAUGAUCGUUUGUUUUAACAUUUACCAAAUAUAUCUGUAAAUGAACCGAUUAUUUGGAUUUAUUCUUUACUAUACUUCAAUAUUUUCUAUAUGCACCAAUCAUGUGAAUUUUGGCAUUAUCCAAUUUCGAUUUUUUUAUGGUAACGUAUACAUAUAUGUAUAUAUAUAUAUUCUUUUUUUCUUA